This is a messenger RNA of Mauremys mutica (yellowpond turtle), 3445 nucleotides long. Its product is annotated as kinesin-like protein KIF28P. Bases 329 to 3445 code for a protein of 1038 amino acids. NCBI's taxonomy places the organism in Eukaryota, Metazoa, Chordata, Testudines, Geoemydidae. Gene Ontology annotation, cellular component: kinesin complex; microtubule. Gene Ontology annotation, biological process: cytoskeleton-dependent intracellular transport; microtubule-based movement. The record is from RefSeq and is a predicted model, not a curated record. Gene Ontology annotation, molecular function: microtubule binding; microtubule motor activity; ATP binding. The transcript has 23 exons.
AUAUUUGAACAAUUUAGGUAGUAUUUCAUAUAUGUUGAUUCAUAUCCAGGUGCAAUGUUGAAGACUUCAGAACAGUGAAACCUGAAAUUAAACUUUUCAGUUAGUGAAAGCUACUGCAAUUACGUUAAGAAAUAAUUUAUCAGGUAACUAGUAUCUUGUACACAAUGAGAAAAUAUUAAUAAUUAAUAGACUGACCUUAUAAAAAAGAAACAGCUUCCCUAGCUGUGUUUUUGAUUUCUCAAAACAGGGUUCUCUAGAAAAGGAGUUGUAUUUACUUUAAAUAUUUUUUGGCUUGAAAUAUCCUGGGAAGAGUGAAAGUAGUAAUAGCAUGCCAAGUGUUGACAGUGUGAAAGUGGCAGUACGGGUGAGACCUUUCAGUCAGAGGGAGAAGGAUGCAGGCAGCAGAUGUGUGAUUUCUAUGAAUUCCAGCAGCACAAGCAUAUAUGAUCCUAAGAAUCCAGGGCACAUGAAAACCUUUACCUUUGACCUGGCUUACUGGUCCCACAGUGGAUUUCUAAAGGAUAAAGAUGGCAUGCUAAUUUCAGCUGGAUCCAACAGCAGAUAUGCAGGCCAGGGAGAGGUCUUUCGUGAUCUUGGUCAAGGAGUUCUGGACAAUGCCUGGCAAGGUUAUAAUGCUACUCUCCUAGCAUAUGGCCAAACUGGCUCAGGGAAGAGCUAUUCUAUGAUUGGAUAUGGUGCAAACAGAGGCAUAAUUCCAGUUGUGUGUGAAGAGCUCUUCAAACCAAUUCAGAACCAGAAGAACAAGCAAUAUCAGGUUACUUUCAGUAUGCUGGAAAUUUAUAAUGAGCAGGUAAUAGAUUUACUGUCUGAAACCAAGAAACCUGGUGGACUCAAGGUUAGAGAAGACCAACAACAAGGCUUUUAUGUGGAUGGUUUGAAACGGGUGGCUUGUGACAGCUACGCACAAAUUGAGAGGUUAAUGGAACAAGGAACUAAAAUAAGAACUACAGCUUCAACCAGCAUGAAUGCUACAAGCAGUCGAUCUCACAUGGUCAUUACCAUCCAAUUCAAACAGAUUUUUCUAGAUGAAGAUAUCACCAAGCAGUCCGUUAUAAAUCUGGUGGACUUGGCAGGAAGUGAAAGGCAAAAGUCUUCAGGCUCUGAAGGGGACAGACUGAGAGAAGGGACACGUGUAAAUCUGAGUUUAACCACCUUAGGAAAUGUCAUUAGUGCUCUGGCUGAGGUGGCCAUGGGGAAGAAAGUGUUACAUAUCCCAUACAGAGACUCGGUUCUAACAAAACUCCUGCAGUCGGCUCUCGGGGGGAACAGCAGGACUAUCAUGAUUGCAGCUGUAAGUCCAGCUGACAUCUGCUAUGAAGAGACUUUGUCAACAUUACGAUAUGCUGAGAGAACAAAAAAGAUCAAGAACAAAGCAGUGAUAAAUGCGAGUCCAAUGGAGAAGCAUAUAAUGGAGCUGAAAGCAGAAAAUAACAAACUGUUGUCCAGACUGACUGGGCUUGGAAACUCUGGGAAAACAGUAGCAGAUGAAGCCAGUAUUUUGCUGGCUGAAAAUGAACUGCGGAUUCGGACUAUUCAGUUAACAUGGGAAUAUCGUCUGGAAGAAGCUCGGAAGGAAUGGGAACAGCAGUAUGUUGCAAUUACUCAGGAGAGACGGAUGAUGGAGACAUUCCCAUAUCUCUUGAAUAUCAAUGAAGACCCUCAGCUCUCCGGAGUUCUCAAGCACUUCAUUCAGGAUGGUUCAUGCGAUGUUGGUCAGUCAGCCUCAAAUGCAAUAACCGUUAAAGGUUUAGGCAUUUUGGACAAGCAUGCUACAUUCACAAAUACUGACGGCAAAGUUACCAUAACGCCACGGGAAAAGUGCAAAGUUGUUGUCAAUGGUGUUCCCAUCACUAUGAAAACUAAACUGCAGCAUCUGGAUCGUGUUAUUUUGGGAUCAAACAGUGCUUACCUUUAUGUUGGAUUUCCUGCAGAACGCACCAAUGAGGACUUGAUCAGAUAUGAUUAUGAUUUCUUUCAGUCAGAGCUGGCGGCAGCAGAGGGCUUCAGUGUAGAUAAACUUGGGGUUGUCAAUAAUAAGGAUGGCAAACCAGAUCCUAGUGUUCUUGCAGUAUUCCACGAUUAUAUCAAGCUAAUGCCUUUGGUUGCAGAAGCAAAUCAGAUGAGUGAGGAGUUGAAAAAGGAGCUCAAGUUGGAAUUGAAAGUGAAAAAUCUAGCGUCAUCUGACUCCAGAGGUUAUGAUCUGCAAAAGGAAGUAAUAGUAAAAGUGACUAACAAAAUAACUAACCAGGUGUGGGUGUGGUCUAAGGCCAAGUUCAUCAACAGAAAAUUCCUUAUGGAGGAGGUUUACCAGCAUUUUUUAGAUGGCGAGGAUGUGUAUGUGGGCCAAGACCGCGACCCAUUCUGGGAUCCUGUUGAGGUCAUUCAUUUAGGAUCUGCUCACGUUUGGCUUCAGUCACUUGCUUACUGCAUGAAGCUGGAAGAACAAACAGAAGUUCUGAACUCUGAAGGAAUGGAGGAAGCCAUUCUACUUAUAAAUAUAGCUCCGUGUUCCAGUGAUGGAAGAGCCUUCGGAGAGGACGAUAUGGUCAUUGACCCUUUGGAAUUGCUGGGAAGAAGAAUUGAUUUCCAGAUUCACAUCUUACAGUGCCUUGGAGUCAAAUGGCUUAGAGAAGUCACCGAACGGGGCAUUCAGAUAGGGUACAGAGUUUAUGAUCUUCCCCACACUCUAUACACAAAGCCUGUCUGGAAAAACAUGAAUGCUAAGAUUGAAGAGACAGUCCACUUCUCAGCCCUAAAUGCAUCCCACGAAUUCUUAAAUUAUUUACAAAAAAAUGCUUUAAUUGUUGACUUGUGGGGGCUUCAAGAGGGGUGCGCUGAAGUGGACUACUCCAUACAAGACAUGGUUACAAAUGAGGGCACCAUUAUAGUUGAUAAUCCAAAAACUGUGAUUGCAAAGAAUAUUGGUCUGGGCACAACUAACCAGAUAUCUGAUCUUUACCUGAAGCUGCUGAAGUUGGAAGAGGAGACUGAGCUUCUCAGAGAUAUUAACAGAGCUUUAAGGGAAGAAAAUGUAUUUCUUAAAGAUAAACUGAAGAAAUGGGAGACAGGACACCAUGAAAGUAAGAAAUUAAAGUCUCCUAAUAGAAGGGCAAUUAAGACGACCAAACAGCCUCUCUCAUCAAAGGAAGCUGACCAGAUGUGCAACCAUCGGACCAGCUAUGAUGCUGAUUUUGCUAAAGCUCUUAAGGUCUUCUACCAAAACAUGAACAUAGUGAGAGGGCAAUUCCUGAAGCUGAAGCACAGCAAACCCCCCGAAGAAGAUAACCUGCAGAUGCUACGUCUUUUUACAGAGAGACAAUCACAUAUGUUGAAGGAUUUUGGGGAGCAGCUUGAAUCUAGCAUAUGCAGAUUGAAAAAUGAUGUUGCUCUUAUAGUUAAAAAGAAGAGAGAAAGCAUGGCAUAA